This is a messenger RNA of Volvox carteri f. nagariensis, 2760 nucleotides long. RefSeq lists its product as uncharacterized. Lineage: Eukaryota; Viridiplantae; Chlorophyta; Chlorophyceae; Chlamydomonadales; Volvocaceae. The transcript is spliced from 10 exons. Bases 1 to 2760 code for a protein of 919 amino acids. Gene Ontology annotation, cellular component: cytoplasm. Gene Ontology annotation, molecular function: microtubule binding. The record is from RefSeq and is a predicted model, not a curated record.
AUGGCAGGGUCAGCCGCAACGGCAGUAAAUCUGCAUGGCGCCUCCCCAGCGCAGCCUCCUCGCUACGCCGGCUGCACAGCGCAGCCGCUGUCGGCACCAACGGCGGUUCGGCGGAGGCCGCCAGCAUUGCCGCCGCCGCCGUCGCCGCCGUCACCAGCGCUGCUGCUGUCGGCGCCGCUACUGCCGGACAACGUUGCGAUAGAGGCGCUGUUGCGUCUCUCCGCCCUGCCGCGCUCCUAUAACCCGCCGGCGUCGGCAAACGAUGAAGUUCAGGCGUGGCGGCGGCACCGACGGCAGCGUCAAUCCGCCGCCGCCGCUGUUGUCGAAGCUGGGCCGCCACCGCCGCCGCCGCCACUGGCGGAAGACGCCGCCAUCGCCGGCGGAAUUCAGGAAUUGUGGCGGCGGCGGCGCGACAUGGUCCUCGGACUGUUCCGUCAGCUUGAGAUGUCGUACGCGGCGCUGGCGGCGCGCGUGGUGGCGGCCAUGGGCCGCUUGCGCUUCCGGUCCCCCGAGGCGCUGGCGGAUCUGCUACAGCCGCUGAUGCUGCGGCGGCGUGACCUGACGCCGGCGGGCCUGGCGUGCGUGGUGGCGGCGGCGGCGGACCUGACGCCGACAGCGGAUCCGUACAUCCCUUGGAACGACCUGUGUGGCGGCCUGGCAGCGCCGGGGACGCUGCGGCAGCUGACGGCGGCGGAGGCUCAGCUGUUGGCGGCGCUGGCGCGGGAGGUCUCGGAGCGUGCGACGGCGGGCGACUUGAGUGGCGGCCAGAUAGUGCAGCUCAUGGUGGCGGCCUCCAAGAUGGGGCUACGUGACCCUGUCGUACUGAAGAUAUCCCAGCUCAUGUGCGCCACAGCCCGAUUGGGCUUCGCUGACGCCGCCCUCAUCGACGCCGUCGCAUACACCGUCGCUGCCGUACAACGUACGGAUCCCACGUCGUACAAUGUACGAAGCUUGGCCAUUGUGGUCUGGGCUCUAGCAUGCCAUGGCCGGCCAUGUCCUGAACUUUUCGCCGGCGGCGGCGAAGCGGCGGCGUCUCUGACAAGCGCCAUGAGACCGCCGCCGCCGCCGCCGGAGCCGACAGACCAUGGCCGCGGCGGCGGCGGCGGCGGCGGCGUUUCGCUGGCUCCGGGGUUGCGGCUACGGCCGUACGAGCUGGUCAUUGAGCAGGCGCAGAGAUUGACAGGCGCCGAGCUCGUCCAGGCAGCCGAAGCGCUGGAGCCGUACUGUACGGCAGGUGGGCCUCUGUAUGAUACGUGCGGAAAGCAAGUGUACGAACGGCUGGUUGAGGUGUCACGGGACCGCGUCGGCAGUCUCAGCACGGCAACCCGCCCUUCAUCGUCGCCGCCGCCGCCGCCGCCACCACUGCCCUCCCUGGACGGUCGCCUGCUGCUCCGCGCCCAGCAGCGACUGGUGCCCGCCCUGGAGUCGAGCCAGCUGACCGUUCCCCAGCUGCUACAGGUGCUGGAGGUGCUACAGCGGGCGGAUGCGCGGAAUGCGCCGCUACUGCCGGGUCUGGAGCUACAGCUGCUACGGCUGGCGGCGGGCGGUAGUGGGGGGGGUGACGGCGGCGGCGGCGGGUUUUCGCUAGAUCAGAAUUUCUCGGAUUUGGAAAUGAAUAGCAGUAGCAGUGGUAGUGGUGGUGGUAGUGGUGGUGGUGGUGGUGGUGGUGGUGGUGAAGAGACGUCGCCGGCGGCAGUGGCGGCUCCGCCGCUGAGUGGCGAUCAGGCGGUGGCGGCGCUAAUGACCCUUGGGUCACUGAAGCGUCACGGAGUCGUUACGGAGCUGUUCAGGUUGACUCACGGGCAGCGCCCUGGCCGGCUGGAGCGACUGUCCACUGGGCAGCUCGUGGAUGCGGUGUGGGGGCUGGCGGCGUGCGGGUACGACGAAACACAGGCGUACGACGAGGGCCGAGUGAAGAACCUGCCCGCCUGGUCCCUGGCUCGCCUGGCUGCGGCGAUGCACGGCCACGGCCUAACCAACACCCCAACCGCCACAACCGCCACAACUGGCCGCCAACGGUCCCGCGGAAUCGCGUCGGAGCUGUCAUCCGCUGACGGGGGUGGUGACGGAGGCGGGAGUCGGCAGUUAAGCCACUUGGAACGACACCCGGGGCUGGCGGAACGGAUCGCGAAGUACGGCACCCGCGAGCUCACAAGGCUCGCCAGCGGGGCCAAGCCGCAGGACCUGGCGACGCUGGCGGAGGUGUUCGCGUCGGCGGCGCCACAGUACGGCGGAUUGUUCCUGGCGGCGGCGCAUCGGGCGCGACGGUGGCUGAAGGAGGCGCAGGAGAUUGAGGAGGAGGUGGCGGAAGCUGGUGGCUGUGGCGGUGAGGAGGGGGACGGCGGCGGCCAGGCGGGAGAGCUGCGGGAAGCCGCCACUCGGGUCCAGGCAGCGUGCGAGGCGGCGGGGUACGACGUCCGGGAGGUGCUGGGGCCGGUUCCGGAGCCGGCAGGACGAGGGGCCGGUUCUGGCGGCGGUAGCGGACGAGGCAGGCGGGGCGGAGGCGGGGGUUCGUCGGGAAAAGUGUACGGCGGCAGAGUGACGGCGCCGGUGGGGGAGUCCUGGCGUCCUGUGCGGGGUACGGCAGUGGACGAGGGUUACGGUGAAUGGAGGGGGAUUAAGGGAGGGGCUCGGGGGACUGCCGCGGCGGCGUCAGCGGCGGUCGACAGCGGCGGCGGAGCCUUUGACGUCGGAACCCGCAGCAACAGAGGGGUACGGCGGCGGGGGGGAAACCCGGCUGCGGAAGACCUGUCCUGGUGA